AUGGUGCGGAAGGGCCGCGUCAAGGACAACGUCGCUGGCGAGCGCUAUGACUCGAACGCCAGAUCUCUUAACCAGCCGCCGCCCUCGAGUCACUCAAGGCCUCAACCCAAUGGGGGCAACAUGGGGGACCUCAUGGGGAUGUUCGGCGGGUCCGGUGGCGGUGGCGGCGGGAUGCCGGAUAUGUCCCAAAUGAUGGAAAUGAUGCAGGGAAUGGGUGGAAUGCCCGGAAUGGGUGGAAUGCCCGGAAUGGGUGGAAUGGUUCCACCUAUGGAUGCUAUGCGUCCCACGGUUAUUUACGCUUACGGACUGGCCGAGGGUAGUCCUACCUCGACGUUCUAUACGUUUUACCCCAACUACUUGGACAGCAAGCGAACGGUGCAGCAAGGACGGCGCAUCCCCAAGUCGAUGGCCUGUGAGGCUCCAAUUGCUGAUGAAAUGUCAGAAGUGUGCACGUUCUUGAAGCUGCCACACGUGCUGGAGCCGACCAAGAAGUACCCACGGGACUGGCUUGUGGCUGGUCGCAUUCGCGUGCGUCUCGUGCGUGGGGAUGGCUCGCUGGAGAACCCUGAGCUUCCCAACCGCAAGGCGUUAAUGCUCAGGAUGGCCGACUUGAUCCCAAAGCUGCAGUCCCGCAAGGUGCGGUUAGAGAAGGAAGCUGAGGAGGCCAUAACUAAGGCAGCAACAGCUGCUGCUGGCGGAGUCACGACGCCCUCUAGUGGCGGAAAGAAGAAGGGGAAGAAGAAAGGCAGGAGAUAG
Molecule: messenger RNA, 756 nt
Organism: Peronospora matthiolae
Lineage: Eukaryota; Oomycota; Peronosporomycetes; Peronosporales; Peronosporaceae
Source: the annotation of a GenBank genome assembly